CAGUGGAUCCAAUGUCAAACAGCUAUGAAUUGGGGGAUCUCAAAGAUGGCACAUCAUAUGGAGUCCAGAUAUCAGGUUUCACUGAGGCGGGAGUUGGAGUACGAAGCACACCAAUCUUCUUUACAACAAAAUAUCAAGAACUUUCUAAACUCAUUGGUGUCAUCACAAUCUUUGCAGUUAUAGGCAUUGUGCUUAUAUUUGGAUCUCCGGUAAUAAAAAGAGCAAAAGUCAUUCUGUGGCCGAGCAUACCUAACCCUGGAAAAAGCAACGCAAUGCGGAAAAUAGAAGAGCCCUGUGAACUGGAACUACUAGGAUCCAUAAACCACCUGGAGGUGGAAGAAUGGGAUACAAACAGCCUGAAGAUAGUAGAAAAACAAGAAGUGAUCCCUGCUAGCCCGUUGCCAUCAAUGUUGCCGCUCCUCCACGCCUCAGAUGAUGAGGAAGACUCAACAGAAAUGACUUGUAACUGGAUCCAGGGAGACACAGGAGACUCAACUGAUGAAAUCCCAUCUGACAUUACUGGAAAAAUCAUCCCAGACAUCAACAGGAUAGACCCCCAGAGCUCUCCUUUCACAUUUCCAUGUGACUAUACGACAAUAGAAAUGUUUCAGCAGGGGAUUACUCAGAGCAUGCCAGCAAGGACAUCCUUUUCUCAAGACACAGAAAGCGACCCAGAGGACACAGAGUGGACUGCGAUGAAAUCAGGAUUGGACUAUAUGAGCCAAUUUAGUACUAGUCCAAUCUUGGACGGCAAGGAGAUGUCCACGAUUUUUUUAAAAGAGUUUGGAACAGGAACACAAGAACCAUUGUCCAUGAACAUCUGAAUCAUUCCACAACAUCCAGAACCUCUAUACUGUAUUUCUACGCUACUUGAAAAUGCACAUUAACAUCUCUGCUCAUUUCUUAAGAUACAUCUUUGAACAUAAAGUAUGCUAUUUUCAUCUUUACAUGGAUAACCUUGAAGUUUGAAUAAAAAGGGCAAAAAAGACCUCAUUUACAUGCCCUGGCUUCAUAAGCAUUAGUGAAAUGAUUAUAAUCACUUUGAAAUGAAGUUCAAUUGAACAAUCGUCUCAAUGCCUUUUCUAUAUCUGCAACUGUGCAGAGAUGCUGAGUUUAAACAGAAAAAGAAAAACAUGCAGCAUUUAAAUAUAAACUUUUUCGCUAAUGAUUCAAAUCUUUCGGAAUGGAACUAUUUUACAGUAAAAUCACCAGAUUCCAAGAAAGCUAACGUCGAAAUCAGCAAUUACUUGGUGGAAGGACACAACUGAGACCAAAUGACUGAAUGAAAAGUGUCUUUAUUGAGUGUUUUUGGAAACAGAUCAGAUGUUUUGUCAGUUUCAAACUGAGGAUGAGCACAUACAUCCAGGCUCUUCAAAAACAGUGUGUUCACCAAACCUUUAGAUGAAGUCCCAAACACAGAUAUCAAGUGCCUUAUCCCCCAGAACAAACCAUGAAUCUUUUCUACAUGUUGACAAUACAUGGUGGAUACAAAAUAUGGUUUGUGUUAUUGUGUCGAAAAUGUUUUUUUAUUUUGUAUUAAACAUUGUCACGACUUCACCACUACAAACUGAAGCUUUGUGUCAAUGAAAAAAGCAAAGAACCUAUUAGGUUUGUAAAAGCCAUAAAGGUGGAAUUUAAAUUCCAUUUCAAAUUAAAGCUUUCCUAAAAGCACUGAUGUUAAUGCGGGGCCAGUUUGCGGAAACAUCUUUGACACAAUCACAAUUAUGCAAACUGAACAGCAAAUUUAAACAUGAUAGAACAGAUUGUGAAAUAAAAGACAAAUUCACUGAAGGUUCAAUCUACUCUAUUCAUUACUAAAGACAGCUGACAAUACUUAAAUAUAACUUCACGUAUUUUACAUCCUAAACCAUAAUUCCAAGUUGCAUCUGUCAAUAAGUCUCCAUAUUUUAUUAGAAUAUUCUGUACAAUCUUAGUCUAGGCACUUUUUGACCCUUCUGUGCGUGCAAGUAGUUAUUUGACCUUUGACAUAUCCAGGCUCUGUUUGCGUCUCACUUUCUUUAGAGCAAUAUGAGCCAACACACAUUUUGCACACCACCAUCAUCUUUUUUACAGUAUAGGAUUUUUUAGUAUUUAAAAAACAGUAAAUACCUUCUUUUUUUAUCUCACAGCAUUACAACAACAACAACAGGAAAAAGAAACAUUGUGACAGCUAUGAUUUAGCAACUAACCUGAAAUAUAUAAAAGCAAGUGAAAGUACACUCAUAAAACAAAAUAUAAAACGAUGAAUUCAUGGUGACCAUAUCAGAAAUGUUUCUUUUUAUAAAACACAUUAGCAACAUGUUGAAAGGAACAGUAUAACACCAUUUUGCAUUCUCACAUUACAACACUUCAAGUCUCAACAGCAGUUGACCGGUUCCAGGAGGCAGAGCAGGGAGAAAAAGGACAUUUCACAAACCUGGUUGUCAAAUCUCCCUUUAACGCCACACAAAGGGCAACUUUUCAAUACACUCCUUCAUGCUCUUACACCUUACAAGUUACCAUUUGUUUCACUC
This is a messenger RNA of Notothenia coriiceps (black rockcod), 2513 nucleotides long. RefSeq lists its product as uncharacterized. The coding region runs from base 12 to 824 and encodes 270 amino acids. NCBI's taxonomy places the organism in Eukaryota, Metazoa, Chordata, Actinopteri, Perciformes, Nototheniidae. The record is from RefSeq and is a predicted model, not a curated record. Gene Ontology annotation, molecular function: protein binding. The transcript is spliced from 4 exons.